GGACGAGGGAAGGUAAGGCGCUCACGAUGAAGUUGUACAUGUGUGUUCCCACAAAAUCUCUCGUUGUCCCCGCUCUUGUCGCCAUCGGUACUUCUUCUGACGCCACCUGCCGUUUGGCCUUGCUUAUGCCUGGAAAUGAGGUUUUCGCCGCUGCCUUGGAACCAUGGCUUCAAACGCUCCGGAAUACGAUCCCCAAGCCAUAUACGGCCCGAGCUCGUCCACUCAACAUAAAGUCGCUAUUCCACGCUUACAACGAGUCGAAACUGGACAGAGUGGGACACAGGAUAGGCGUCGAGUGCCUCGGGCGUGUACUGGAGGUUACGCAGCAAUGUCAGCAGCUGGCUGCAUUACUGAGAGAAAUCAGAGACCGCGCAAACGUCCAGGACAGUAAUCGCAUCACCGAUCUUUUAGACGAAAUUGGCGAAGAUUUGACAGAGACCAGGCUGACGCCAACCCCGUCAAACUCUGACGUCGAUGCUCAGAGCUCACACGGAAACGUUGAGUUGGGCAGCAUCGAUUAUCUCGAGCAUCUCGAAACUGAGGCCCUAGACUUGCUAGAUGAAGACCUGCAUAGUAAAGACGAAGCUCGGUCAACAGGAUUUGUCGGAAAGAGUUCAGAGGUGCAAUGGUUGCGCGCAGUUGCACUCGCCCAAGCCGAGAGAACAGACGGGAGUUGGGACAGUUCGGGACCAGCACGUCGCCCUUCGCACGCCGCAGGCAGCGAGCCGGUUAGUUCGUUCAGUUUCUGGACAGAUUACGACGAUGUGAAUAUAGAUUUUUACGUGAACCCGCACGAAAUGCCGCAAUCUCAUGUUGCCGAGCAUCUGUUACAGUGCUACAUGUCCAAAGUGCACGAUUCUUUUCCAAUUCUUCCUAGUAGAGAAUUUGCGGAGCAGGCUCGUGUAUACUUUGGGGCAUUACAGAGUGGGAACGCGCCAAGUUUGAAUCCAAAGUGGCAAAUUAUCCUGAACCUCGUCUUUGCCAUUGGAGCCAACUAUGCACAUCUGAACGAAGGUUGGUUAGCCAAUGAGCACAUUACAUAUCAAGCACGGGCGCGUGCUUUUGGCUUGGGUGAGGCUGCAGUGGCUUCUCAUCCAGAUGUGCCACAGAUCCAAAGCUUGGGUCUUCUCGGAUUCUACUGGCUCAGUGUUGGGCAGGUCAAUCGUGCUUGGACAAUCGUCGGCAUCGCUAUGCGUGCUGCGUAUUCCCUGGGCCUCCAUGUGCGAAACGAAGACCCGUCGGCUAAUGCGAAGAAACGAGAAUCUCUAGUGCAAAUCUGGUGGAGCUUAUACUCUCUUGAAAGGAUCCUCAGCGUCAUAACCGGUCGUCCUAGCAUCGUGGUCGACUCAUACUGUUCGGUACCAUUGCCCAUGACGAAUUCUGAGGACGGCAGAGCAGAGGGAAGCACAGCGGCCUAUGUCAGCAUUGGGGAUGCAUCGAUAUCACACUUGGCCCUGUUUCCCGUCUCGUCCAAUGUUGCCGCGAGCCGUCCUAAGACACCGCAGGGUUUUGCAAAACCAAGCACCAGUGCUGGGUUGUACUUCAGGGCUGGGGUGCAGUUGUCGAUAAUAACGCAGAACAUUCUCACCUCACUCUACUCGGCUGGUACGAUGAUCCGGUCUCCAAGUGAUGUUCAGCAGGACUCGACAUCUUUGCGUCAACGCUUAGACCAGUGGGCUUCUUCGUUACCUUUGGAGCUCCGACCGCAUGGAGAUGGGCGAGGGCCUAGCGAUGGGUUUUCUCGUGAGCGUGUGCUCCUCAAAUUUCAGUUUUGCAGCGCGCGUAUCUUGCUUACACGACCGUUUCUGGCUGCGCGACGGCAACCAUGGAAAGAUUUCCACGACGCAAGCUUUGCAAGGAACAUGGCGGAUGGUUGUAUUGAGGCCGCCAGGGCGAUUGUUGCGUCUUUGCCCGAUGAUUUCAACGGUCGAAUUCAUGAAGAUUUGCCUUGGUGGUGCCUCGUGCACCACAUGAUGCAAGCAGUCUCCGUCUUCUUGCUCGGUCUCUCGUACCCCUCAUCGACGUCGUGCGAGGCUUCAGUAAUCAUUCAUCACGUGAGGAAGGCAAUAUCUUGGCUCCAGCGGAUGCAGGGUCCCGUGGCUGCCCGUGCUCAUCGAAUAGCCUUCGACUGCUUUGAGAGGGUGGCUAGGCAGUAUGGAGUGGAUGUGUCGGAUCUUUGGGAUCGUAAAGAGGCCCCGGUAAUACGAGACUUUCACUCUGAGCCCGUCCCAGAUGUUUGUGUGCCUCGGCCAUCAACGACCACAGCUGCGGCGGCGUCGACGUAUGGGGGAUACAACGCCCCAACCAGCGCCAACCCUGCACCCCAUUCGGAAGGGCCGGGGUUCCAUCCAAGUUACUUUACGCUACAAUGAAGAAAGGGAGAGAUGUCGAGUUAAUGCAGCGGCGGCAGCGGCAGCAGUAGCAGCAGUUGUCCUGCCGAAUCUUGGGCGUGGGCAAUACGUAGUACUAGGCUAGAACAUCGUUUACUCAAGGCUAGGGACAGACAGGCUUGACGUCAUGCUGCCAACUGCAACAUGAUGUUGAUUGUGGUAGCAAGGGUAAGAGGGGACAAGCACCAAUGCUCAGUUGGAGGUCAAUACCGGCGUCGAGGCAAGGGUUUCUGGAUACUGGUGGUGACAAGGCCAGGUGGACGCGAGCGCGGCCAAAGCUCGUUGGUACCCAGAAUUUAAAGACUGGGGAUUCUAGCUGCAAGGCUCACAUUGAGGCUAGCUAGAUACGUAUAAGUAGAUGAAAAUGGAAGUCUCGAUACGAGCGAAUGGUGAAUCUGGCACUGGGGGACAUGGGUAUUAGCGAAAAUGGAUGCCCUUUCAGGAAGGACCAGGCUUCCUGCCCGUUUGGGCCAAG
Molecule: messenger RNA, 2865 nt
Organism: Bipolaris maydis ATCC 48331
Lineage: Eukaryota; Fungi; Ascomycota; Dothideomycetes; Pleosporales; Pleosporaceae
Product: fungal-specific transcription factor domain-containing protein
Biological process (GO): DNA-templated transcription
Molecular function (GO): DNA binding; zinc ion binding
Source: RefSeq, a predicted model, not a curated record